This is a messenger RNA of Chaetomium globosum CBS 148.51, 1311 nucleotides long. RefSeq lists its product as uncharacterized. The record is from RefSeq and is a predicted model, not a curated record. Gene Ontology annotation, cellular component: clathrin adaptor complex; clathrin-coated vesicle. The coding region runs from base 1 to 1311 and encodes 436 amino acids. Gene Ontology annotation, biological process: intracellular protein transport; vesicle-mediated transport. NCBI's taxonomy places the organism in Eukaryota, Fungi, Ascomycota, Sordariomycetes, Sordariales, Chaetomiaceae. The transcript is spliced from 3 exons. Gene Ontology annotation, molecular function: clathrin-cargo adaptor activity.
AUGGCGUCGGCCGUCUUCUUCCUCGACCUCAAGGGCAAGACCCUCUUGGCCCGCAACUACAGGGGAGACAUCCCCAUGUCGGCCGUCGAGAUGUUUCCCGUCCUGCUGAGCGAAGCCGAAGAAGAGUCCUCCGCGUACCUCUACAUCCGCCACAACAACCUGUACCUGCUCGCUCUCACAAAACGAAACACGAACGCUGCCGAGAUCCUGCUCUUCCUACACAAGAUUGUCGAGGUCUUCACCGAGUACUUCAAGGCCCUGGAGGAGGAAUCCAUCCGCGACAACUUUGUCGUCAUCUACGAGCUCCUCGACGAAAUGAUGGACUUUGGCUACCCGCAGACGACCGAAUCCAAGAUCCUACAGGAAUACAUCACCCAGGAAUCGCACAAGCUCGAAAUCGCCCGCCCGCCCAUCGCCGUGACCAAUGCCGUGUCAUGGCGUUCCGAGGGCAUCCGGUACCGGAAGAACGAGGUCUUCCUCGACGUGGUGGAGUCGCUCAACCUGCUCGUCUCGGCCAACGGCAACGUGCUGCGGUCCGAGAUUCUCGGCGCCAUCAAGAUGAAGUGCUACCUGUCGGGCAUGCCCGAGCUGCGCCUGGGGCUGAACGACAAGGUCAUGUUCGAGACGACGGGGCGCACGACGCGCGGCAAGGCCAUCGAGAUGGAGGACGUCAAGUUCCACCAGUGUGUGCGCCUGUCGCGCUUCGAGAACGACCGCACCAUCAGCUUCAUCCCGCCCGACGGCGAGUUCGAGCUCAUGUCGUACCGCCUCAACACCCAGGUCAAGCCGCUCAUCUGGGUCGAGUGCGUCGUCGAAUCCCACAGCGGCUCCCGCAUCGAGUACAUGCUCAAGGCCCGCGCCCAGUUCAAGCGCCGCAGCACCGCCAACAACGUCGAGAUUAUCGUGCCCGUCCCCGACGACGCCGACACCCCGCGCUUUCGGACCAACGUCGGCUCGGUGCACUACGCCCCCGAGCAGAGCGCCAUCGUGUGGAAGAUCAAGCAGUUUGGAGGUGGCAAGGAGUUCCUCAUGCGCGCCGAACUGGGCUUACCUAGUGUUCGGGGUGAUGACGAGCACGGCGGUGGCAUGACGGGUGGGUUUGGAGGCAGCAUGGGCGGCAUCGGGGCGCCUGGCAAGGGGGCGAAGAGGCCGAUCCAAGUCAAGUUUGAGAUCCCCUACUUCACUACGAGCGGGAUCCAGGUGCGCUAUCUCAAGAUCACAGAGCCAAAGCUCCAAUACCCCUCACUUCCAUGGGUGCGCUACAUCACACAAUCUGGAGACAUUGCCGUAAGGUUACCAGAUGUGGUAUGA